UGAGUGACGACGGCGGCGUGCGGGAUGUUGACGCAAGAAUGUCAUCAGUCUUAAUGCCUCCAUCGAAAGAGGCUGUUGUAGUAGCUUCUUCUUCUAGUUCUGACAAAGCAAGAACAAGAAGUGAGAAGUCUAGGACGAUGACCAGAAGGAUCACUGAUCCGACUUUGCUGACACUAGUGGCUCAAUCGAUGCAGCUAUUGCUGCUUCACGAAGCAGCACCUCUGCCCGUUGAGACCUACCACCGAGACCCGUUUGAGCCAACGUGGGCAGAGACUAGAUUCCAAGCGCAACACAUAGCGGAAGCUGAUUUUGACUAUAUGCAGUACGGCUCGCGAGAUCCACUCCCGGCGAAGGCUUUUCGACUCGAUUCUAGAGCGUUGUCAAUUCUUAUGAGCCACUGGCAAAAAGUGACGCUAGAGUUUAUCACCAGGACGAGGCCAUUCAUGGAGACGCGUCAAAAGGGAAGACGGGAUAAGGAUCAGGCGGAAAACCAGAAACUAGUGGACGAAAGCUAUCGGGAAAACAAGAAUGCAGAAGCCUUGCAAGAUGACAAUAUCAAUAUGUCAGACUCAGAGAUCGUGAACAACGUUGAAGAACAAGACUUCUCUUUUCAAGGGGAUGCUUCCGUUGAAAAGACGGAGAAUGGAGAACCUGGCGAAGCUAAGUCUGGAAGACAAGAGCCUCUUGUUUCUGCCGAAAAUGAGACCGCUUUUGCCUACGAGAUCUUGGCUUACCACUGUGGAAUACUGAAACGUAAAUUUGAGGACAUCAAAUACGUGAGUAACCUCUUUACAAAGGGCCACAACCUCCGGUACUUUCCUGUUGUUCCAAAGCUAGGGCCACGCGCAGCUGCUCGUCGAGAAGAAGCACUGGAGAAACGAGAAAACACGGCUAAGUUAAGUCCUGUCGAUAUCAAUGAGGAUUCGUCGAUUCCAGGAGAUCGCGCUCUUGUGCCUUUCAACUUUACGAACUUGGCGCACAAGCUUUCCGGAGACUUGACAUGGGCAAAACGCGUUUACCGCAAAGAGCUACAACAAGUCAAACAAAUACUGGAUGCUUUCCCAGAUCCAGACGAGGCUACGAAGACAGACGAUGAGACUUCCUUUCACCGGUCCCGCACGGCUCGAGUCGAACGUCUCAAAAAAGAGUAUCCCCACCUUCUUUCCGCCUAUCCGCAUCAUGAGCGAACAAUUCCGCGUUUUCGGAUUUUAGAAAGUAGCGAUGAAGAUGAUAGCAUUAGCAGAGUUUCGAUUGUCGAAGCCGAUAUCAAUAGCGCUAUGGGUCAGAUCAAUCUCGUCAGGGAAAAAGAGGGUCGGAAACAUGAUGAUGAAGCACCAGGCUUGCAGAACGACACAGAAUCUGCAGAGUUUUUCGCUUUCAAUGAUGCUGAGGCAGAUACAGGUCUUCAAAGUCGAGGAAAAAUGUUUACGUCGCAGUACGCAGUGAUCAAGAUGAAUGGAGAUAACUACGACCCUGCGGAGUUUUCGGAGCAAGAUCGCGACACCGGGGAAUGGGUGGCGUCGCAUGCGCUUUUUGUGCAUCAUCCUGAAAUCUUUCAGACUAGCAUGAAGCUUCGUCUUAAGAACAGCGCUGAUCUGUUUCAAUCACAUAUGGUACGAGGCAGUGGCUUUGUGGAGCGUAUCAUUCGACCUGUGGUGCGCGUUUUUCGGGCUGUACUCGACGAAAUGUUUUGGGCCGAUGAUUUUCCGAGCUUGCACCGGCUUAGCGACGCUGAAGCAGGGAGGAUAGCUGGAACUUCUCGGAAAGCUGCUAGAGGGGAGAAUAAUGCCUCAGCUUCAGGUGCGGAAGAUAGGCAAAAGUAUGAUUCGCAGACCUGCUUACCAGUUUUUGAAGAAGGUGAUGCAGUUUCAGGUAUCCUCGGCUAUCGCGAAAAUUCAAUGAAGGUGUUGAUUCCAGACGUGUUCUCUGCCUUCGACCGUUUCAUGCACGGCUUUGAUGGGUAUUAUCGUCUUUACGCGUCUACGAUCGCCGCCGAGAAUGUGGAGCAUACCCUUCAAAACAACUACGACAUGGAGAUUGAGGUGCACCACGCGAAGAUCGGCUACACAGUCACUUGCACACGCGACGUCUACAAGAGUAUGGUUCGUGCAGCGCAGUCAGUCCAGUAUCUGCACGAGUCGAUCGCGUCUGUCAGGAGCUUGAUUUCUGGAGGGCGGACAGACGAGAGUUUACGCUUCGUCAAGCAGAAACAAGUCACUCGAUGGGAAGAUGCAGGCGAAAACCAUGCACACUGCUUCCGCGAUGAACUCUUCGCACGAGAAAUCGAUGUCUAUCUCAAUAAGAACCAUUCGCAUUCGAAAAUGGCGCGGAGGCUGCUGGGACUGCCCAGAGUGGACUACGAAUUCGUGCACGACUUUCCGGGACUAGUGGAGAUGGGAGAACAAGAAAGCGCUGCUUUUGAAGACGAAGAAAGAUCUACUAGUUUCUCGUCGACUCCCCUUUGGAUAAGGGGCGAAGCCAAGUCUCCAGAGAGUUUUGCAGCGAAUAGCAGAUUUCACGUGCUGCAUUACAUUGUUUUGCACAUCAGAAGGGUCGAAGAGAGGAAGAAGCGUGGUCGUGGUGUUACAACAGCACAGGAUGCAGCUGAUGAUGAUGCUCCUCCUCCUUUCUUCUUCGCGGAAAUCGGUACCCGACAUGGAGACACGCCAAGGUACCUCAUGGGAGUUUUCCCUUGGAUUUACAGCUUAAUAGUCGACAUUUUUUGGAUUGAUUCUACUGGCGCAGAGAUUUUUCAGCGUUAUCCUGGACGUGCGAGCUUCAUUAAGGGGGACAGUGCGAAGGUCUCGGAAACUCGCAUCAGAAAGCAGUUCUUUAACAAAGUCGAAGCACUUUUUGCUGGACGAAGUGGAGCGACCCAGGAGUUGGCUUCUGAUGUGCCAGCACCUACAUCAACACCAAGUGUUGGGAACCAUCUCCAAGGACAGCAACCGAAAAGAAGGCCAGCUUCCUCACGCGCUAAAUCAAAAAAGUCUGGACACUAUCAUGACCACGGAACUGCUGCAGCAGAUGUUACGGCUGCCGGAGGAGUUGCACUAUCCGCUUCUUCUACUUCGCUUCCUGGUAGUUCUUGUUCUAUUUUCCUAGAGAAGAAGUUCCAUCUCAUUUUCCUCGAUGGAGAUCACAGCUAUGAGGGCGUUAAGCGGGAUGUCCUCGCGUGGUGGCCUCGUGUCAGGUCGGGGGGCGUUCUCGCCGGGCAUGACUUCGACAUGCAGUGGUUUGGCGUCGUGGUAGCAGUUUUGGAUUUCGUGGUGAAGGAAAAUCUCAAGCUGUGGCUAGGGCCUGAUGCUGUUUGGUGGGUGUAUAAGGACUAGGUUGUGAAACAACACAGAUUACUAUUCUCUCAGAUCCACUACAUUCACAAAGUAGAAUAUGAAAUAUAGAAAAGUACUAGUCCUAAUUUUUUGUAAAAUACGUAGACGCCGCAUCGAUUGCGUGUGCCCCUAUCGGGGAACUGCGUGGCUCUUUAGCGGGGUCGGUCGAUGGCCACUCUGGGGAAGACGGCCAAGCGUUCACCCUGUCCACGCCUUUCCCCCAGCAAGAGCAGGAGCCGCCUGCCCGUCUGCCUUUUCAGUGCAGCACCAGCGUCAGAAAUGGCGCGGGAGAGCAGGGGCCAGCCGACCGCUGUGGGCCCUAGGCUUCCCCUGGGAGAUCGCUGGCCCACUCCCUAGCUGCAUUAAAAGGCGGCGGAACCUUAGGCAUUACUUUGAAAUGUUCUAGCAUUUCUCAAGGGGGGGAAAAGUGUUCUAAUGGGUUUGAAAAUGACGCGAAAAGGUGCCACUUUCAAGCGCGUUAGAACUUUUCUCUUCGACGCCUCAAAGCUCCCGACUCUAAUGCGCGCGAGCCUAAAAAAAAGGACACUUUUUUCUAGCAGGACUAGAAAAAAAUGCUCUAACAAUUUAGGCUCACCACAAGCAGCACUAGAAUCGGGACAUUUUUGAUCGAAAAAAAAAGUGUUCUAAUGGGUUGCGUUUGCGAAAGGUGUCACGAAGUGGCGCCUUUUGCAACCCGCCAGACGACGUCGGGACCCCAGUCCAGACAGCGCCAAGGCGAGCCUUGGCCUCGCCAGGGCGUUGCGUCGUCAUGAGUAGAGCCUUGCGCGCAAGGCGUAACUAACGAGGCCACGCCGUCGCCGCUUAUCUGCAUCGCAGCGAAUCCCCACACGAGCAGGGUGGCCAGCUUGACACCGCCAGCGUAUUCCAGGAAGCUAGCGCCACAGUGCCACCAGGUGGCACAGAAAGGCAGGAGCGCGGGCACCGAUAUCAGGCGCCAAAAACGCGCGAGGCAUUCCAAAGAGCUGCGGCCCCUUGAGCGGCGCCAUCAGCUUGCCUCAACCCAGGGCACUCGCCUAGUUGUGGCAUCUAUCGAAUUUACAAACUUCUAGAACUAGUGCUUUUUCUUGUGUCAUAUAGAAGCACAAGUCGUAUCCAACGAUCGGGAGUCCGCCUAUAUUCACACGAUUACACUCUCCAAACAACAAGAACAAGUACAAAUUCCAGUUCACGAACGUUCGCACAGUGAUUGAUGUACAACCUCAACUGUCAUUACGAGAGAACCUCAAUUUAGACUUAUCUUUCUGUCAUUUGUUUUUAAUAUUGUAAACAACGAACCUCACGAACAGCAUUCGAAUUAUCCCCUUGGAAGUUUACAAUAGACUUCUAAAGUUGGUGGAGGUCAAGGC
Messenger RNA from Amoebophrya sp. A25, 4699 nucleotides. Lineage: Eukaryota; Dinophyceae; Syndiniales; Amoebophryaceae. The record is from the annotation of a GenBank genome assembly.